Mollisia scopiformis is the source of this 2196-nucleotide messenger RNA. Its product is annotated as MFS general substrate transporter. Gene Ontology annotation, molecular function: transmembrane transporter activity. Bases 236 to 2050 code for a protein of 604 amino acids. The transcript is spliced from 2 exons. Gene Ontology annotation, biological process: transmembrane transport. The record is from RefSeq and is a predicted model, not a curated record. NCBI's taxonomy places the organism in Eukaryota, Fungi, Ascomycota, Leotiomycetes, Helotiales, Mollisiaceae.
UGUGAUAGGUCUGAACAAGGUCCCAUGAAGCUUUUGAUAUCUUUCAUCGUCUUUGAUGGAAGCAGGGUACGGGUCAAGUUGCCGGAGGCAAUAUAUAUAGGCGUCCCAAGCCCACGAUGGUGGAAUUCUCUGUAUCACACAUUCGAACGGUUCUCUUUAAAUACUCUCAAUCUCCUCUCUCAAAUCUUACUUACUUCUACUUGUUUGUAAUAAUACUUGAGAUACUUUAUAUAUUAUGGCGGAACCAUCAGAACCACCGAGGAUGCCUGCUACUCCCCUAGAAACAUCAAUAAGUCCAGAUCGACAAUACCAAGCCAUUGGUGGAAACGCAUCACCAACCCUCACACGCACAGGCACAAAUAGAUCUCGAGCCCGUCGAGCAAGCACCCAAUCCGGCCUCCAUCGAACCGACACUCACCUCUCACAUAAAGAAACUCAUCGAGACCCCAAUCUCGACGUCAACCUCCCCUACCGUACCUUCACAGAAGAUGCCGAUCUCGCAGAAUACACAGUUGAGAAACCCGAAGGAGAAAUUGACGGCGGUCUCUCAGCAGAUGGUCACUCCCGUUACAAGCUCGUUACUUUUGUCCCCAACGAUCCAGAAAACCCCAAGAAUUGGUCAAAAGCGUAUAAAUGGUACUGCACAAUGGUCGUUGCUAUCACUUGUUUCGUGGUAGCGUUCUGUUCCAGUGUUGUUACAGCUGAUAUAUUGGGCGUGGAGAAAGAGUUCCAUGUUUCUGAAGAAGUUGGACUUUUGACCAUCACUCUAUUCGUUGUUGGUUUCGGCGUUGGCCCCAUGGUCUUCGCACCUCUCUCCGAAGUCCUCGGUCGACGUCUCAUCUACGGUAGUACUCUCCUACUCGCCGUCAUAUUCAUUAUUCCUUGCGCGGUCUCCAAAAACAUCGGCACCCUCCUCGUCUGCCGAGCCAUCGAUGGAAUCGCCUUCUCAGCCCCAAUGACACUCGUUGGCGGUACGCUCGCCGAUCUCUGGCGCACAGAAGAGCGCGGUGUCCCCAUGGCCGCCUUUUCCGCCGCACCCUUCAUCGGUCCCGCCAUCGGUCCUCUCGUCGGUGGCUUCCUCUCUGAUGCCGCUGGCUGGAGAUGGCUAUACUGGAUCCAACUCAUCCUCGCCGGCAUCGUCUGGUUCCUCAUAACUUUCACGGUUCCCGAAACCUACGCACCGACCAUCCUCGCUGCGCGAGCCAAGAAACUCCGCAAAACAACAAACGACCAAAUGCACGUCACGGAACAAGACCUCGACGAAAGACCCUUCACAGAACGUCUCUGGAUCUUCCUCGUUCGUCCCGUUCAACUCCUCUUCCUGGAACCAAUCGUCUUCCUCGUCUCGGUCUAUAUGUCUGUCUUGUACGGGCUCCUCUAUAUGUUCUUCGUUGCCUACCCCAUUAUCUUCCAAGAAGGAAAAGGCUACACAGCUGGCAUCACGGGCCUAAUGUUCAUCCCGCUCGCCAUCGGCGUCCUGCUAUCCGCAUGCUGCGCUCCAUUCGUCAACAAACACUACCUCUACAUGUGCAAGAAACACAACGGCAGCCCGCCCGCCGAAGUUAGAUUGAUCCCGAUGAUGAUCUCCUGCUGGCUGAUCCCCGUCGGACUCUUCAUCUUCGCCUGGUCCUCGUACCCGCACCUCUCGUACUGGGGCCCCAUGAUGGGCGGCUUCCCUGUUGGUUUCGGGUUCAUCUUCCUCUACAACAGUGCCAACAACUACCUGGUAGACAGCUAUCAACAUCAAGCCGCCUCCGCGCUCGCAGCUAAGACAUUCCUCCGAUCCUUCUGGGGCGCGGGUGUCGUGUUGUUUACUACCCAAAUGUAUGCCCGAUUGGGAUAUCAAUGGGCAAGCAGUCUACUGGCGUUUAUAGCGCUAGGUUGUUGUGCGAUACCGUACGUGUUUUACUUCUUCGGGGCGCAGAUUCGGAAGAGGAGUAAGUUUGCGUACUCCGGGGAUGAUGAGGAGAAUUUGGGGAAGAGCGGUGGGGGGAAUGAGGCGAGUGAUACGGAGUUGGAGAGGCAGAGGAGUUAUGCUAGUGUGCCUUGAAGAGGGGAAAGAGAGCAUUGGAGGUGGUGGGACUUUCCGCUCUUGGGAAUAAAAAUUAUUGGGAGCGUUGUCUCUACUAUGUCAAGAAGGAGGGUGAAGGCUCUCCUGGGGAUGGGAGAACAGGUGAUGUAGUAAUGGUAGACGAG